GACCUACUACAGGACCUUGCUCCUUCUCGACCUCCUCCUCGCUCUUCUUUUUGUCUCCUCCCAUGUCUCAGCUCGAUUCCUCGGGGAAGAACGAAGUGAUGGAGAGAGUGACGGUCAUGUAUACGACCCCUAUAGUCAGGAACAGUACUUAUAUGGUAAUGGACACAAUGUUCAUGACCACGGUUACCAUAGCCAUGGCACUGAUGUUGAUAUUUUGGAUGAUCACAUUGGACACCAUGUCGGAGGAUCUGGUGGAGACCACAUUUAUGAUGAAGGUCACCAUGGCCAAAAUGUUGAUGUUGAUGGCUUGGAUGAUCGCUAUGGACGCCCUAUUGAAACACAUGGUGUACACCACAUCCAUGAUCACGAGCAGGUUGACCACGGCCGCCAUGGCGAUGACGCUAAUAUUGAUGGCUUGGAUGAACAGCAUGGACACCACAUCGAUGGACAUGGUGGACACCAUGGCCCCAACGACGGCAAGGACUUAAACGGCCCCCACGGCCCCCACGGCCCGCACGAACCCCACGGACCCCACGGCCCGCACG
Cucurbita maxima (winter squash) is the source of this 545-nucleotide messenger RNA. RefSeq lists its product as uncharacterized. The record is from RefSeq and is a predicted model, not a curated record. The transcript has 2 exons. NCBI's taxonomy places the organism in Eukaryota, Viridiplantae, Streptophyta, Magnoliopsida, Cucurbitales, Cucurbitaceae. Bases 63 to 488 code for a protein of 141 amino acids.